UAUUGGUCUCAGACUCGACAACCCUUGGCUGCACUUAUAAGAACUUUGUCGAUAGAAUAUUUUUAUUUUGUCACAUGUCUGCUCAUGUAUACAUGAGGCAACUGUGAAAUAGCAUAUAUGUCGGACCCCGGAGAGGAGUGGCAGGUGGCCCGGAGACGAAAAGGUGCAGCGCGGAAAUCCAAAUCCCUUCAGGUGCCCUCAACAUGCAGCCAGGAGCAGCUGGAUAUCGGGAAGUCUGUGAAACGAAUACGAGACACCGUGUCUGAGCUAAGAUGCGAGGAAUUUUGGCAAGAUUGGAAAAAGGCAGCAUCCUCAGCCUUAUCAAACCCUCCAGAGAACAAGGACACCGAGGGCACCGCAGACCAGCUGGGGAGCACCAAAGAUGGCAGACUGUGUCAACAGUGUGUGUGUUAUGGCCUUGGCUCCUUUUCCUCCUGUGUGUCAGCUCGCUUCCAGCUUGCCAUGUUACUGCUGCUGCUGGACGCAGGACAGGUUCCACUGAAGGACUGCUCUGUUUACGAUCCUGCUUUCUCAUCUGGAGAGAUGGCUGUUUUGAGAGAGCUGGGUCUGACUGUACUCACAGAGAAUGAGGAGGGGAAGUGUCUGGCGACUAAGUCCACGCUCUUUUACCUGAUGCAUUGUGGGAAAGCCCUGUACAACAACCUUUUGUGGAAGAAUUGGAGUGUGCAACAUCUUCCUCUGAUGAGAAUCAUUGGAAACAGCUUCAAUGGCUUGAUGGACAGAACUGUUGACAGAGAGUUCAAGCGUGACUACAGCUACAUUACUCAGGCAGUGUCUGUGUGUGAGGAGAGACAGCUGCCCUGUCCAUCCCGUCUGAUUGACGUCUUCAGUGACACUGCAGUAAUCACCUUUCCCACCAGCAACCUUAAAAGACUCCCACAAUCCACCUGGGCAGAGCCGCCUGAACCACAGUACCAACACUGCUCUGAUUUGGAGAUAAUCCAGAGGGAAACACAGAGCUGAUACAGGAAAUGGACAUUUUACUUCAUGUUUUCUACUGUUUCUAUUUUAUCUGCAUUUUGUUUCUAAAUAAAUGAGUCCUUCUUUAAAUUGA
Messenger RNA from Cyclopterus lumpus (lumpfish), 1075 nucleotides. It is a transcript of the gene srrd, whose product is annotated as SRR1 domain containing. The coding region runs from base 118 to 984 and encodes 288 amino acids. Lineage: Eukaryota; Metazoa; Chordata; Actinopteri; Perciformes; Cyclopteridae. Gene Ontology annotation, biological process: microtubule-based process. The transcript has 6 exons. The record is from RefSeq and is a predicted model, not a curated record. Gene Ontology annotation, cellular component: nucleus; cytoplasm.